AUGCGGAGAAAAUGGUACAGUAAAUCUGAUUUCAGCUUCAGUAAAAGCAAAUCCAUUUGGAACAUUACAUUUGAUAGUAACGUUGAGAAAGACGAUGAAUUUAUAAUUGAAUUUGUUUACAAUGCUACGGUAUGUUAUAAUGAAGAAGAAUAUUGUGGUAUGAAGCUGGUUGAAUAUGAUAUUGAAACGUUUAAUGAGUAUAACAAGAAGAUAGUACGGUAAGUAUUUUAGUGAGAUAGGGAAGGGUAGAUUAGGGUAAGGUGUUAAAACUAUUUGUUUCAGUCACUAUCUUGUCACAAAUACUACGACCUUAUCAUCAGUGUCUUCUUUGUUACCAGUAUAUACUGAGAUACAAGAUUAUGACCUAGAAUUAUCAAUCACGACAAAGUAUGAUAUCAUAACUAACGGAGAAGAAAACUAUAAAAAGGGGUAAGUAAAUUGGAAAUUAUUGAAAUUUAUAUACAUAUAAAGUAUCAUACUCAAAAGUUCACAAUAUUGAUUAUAUAAAACUAUGCAAAACAGCAUGGCUCAUUACUUUUUGAACAUAUUUUGAACCUUAUCACAUGGUAAAACGUAUUACUUUAGUAAUAACCACGAGUAUCAUCCAAUACAUCUCAACAGUAUUAAUGACAUUUUCAUUUUAAUUGGCAAUUACGUUUCGUAUAAUUCAUACACACGGAAUAACAUCAUGGUAGGAUUGUUUAGCUAGUUUGAAACUUUUUUUUUUACUUUUAUUUUUUACUCUCCUCACCCUUCCUUUUUAUACACAAAAGUCAUCUGCCUUUACUGUAAUUAUUUUCUAAGUUUGCUACAACUUUGAAAAAGUCGUGUUAAGGUAGUUACUUUUAAGGUAAAUUGCAAUGUGUUAUCAGAACUUGCAAAUGAAAAAGAUACAACAUGUGACAUUGUCAAUACAGUUAUGACAGUUAUUGAAGAUCAGUUGGAGAAAAUGGAUUACAACAUAUGUAAGCAUUAUCUAUGUUCUCAUACAUCCUUUCCCUAUCACUAUUUUAACUCUAGCUUUGGGUUCUUUAUAGCCUUAUUCUAGCUCUAAUCAUAUUGCUACCCUAGCCCUACUCUUAGCCCGGUCUAAACCUACCUUUAACUCUUCCGUAGCCUUACUUUUAACGUUACAAUGUUUUUACUUUAGCCCCAGUUUUAGUCCUACUUUUGCCUUACUUCAGCUUUACCACAAUCCUACUCUCGCUCUGCCCGUGUUCUACCAUAGCAUUACUUUUGUCCUACCAUAGUUCUACUCUUUUCUUAUCGUUGUCUACUUUUAGCUUUGCCAUAGACCUACUUUUAGUUUUACUUUAAACAUACAUACUUUUAGCCCUACCGCUGCUCUGUUUUUAGUCCUGCCCUUGUCCAAAUUUUAGCUCUAUCGUUGCCCUGCUGUAGACCUUACUUUGUUUUAACUCUUGUCUUACUUUUAGGCCUUUGCUUCUUCUCUUAAAACCUUAUCUUUUUUAAUCUUGUUAUUUUUCUUACCUUACAUGUUAGGCUUACUUUGUAUUAGUUUUGACAUUUUUUUAAAUUUUGUUAUAUUUUAGCCAUAGUUCGUUUACCAAACACAGAAACAUCAAUAUGGUUUGGUAAUAUACUGACGCUGCCUUAUUACACCACCACAACUAGUAAACUUGAUAAUAUAGAAAUAUUAUGGCAAAAACAAAUAGAAAUUACAGCCGCCGUUUUAAAAUACUAUUUUGGUAACAAAGUGAAAGGUUUUGAUGAACAAACUAGAUAUUUGAAUCAAGGAGUUGCUAGGUAUAUGGCAGUCAAAAUGUUACAACAGACAAUGGACUCUAAAGAGGAGAUGGAGCUAUUAGUAAGGUUUAAAAUUUAUUAUAACAAUCUUCUCAGUCGCAUACAAUAAGGCUAGGGUAUAGUUAAGGCUAGAGUAGAACAUGUAAAAAGCCAGAAUAAAACUUGGCUAAAACUAGGAUAGGGCAUAGAUAAGGGUGGGGAGCUACGUUAGAGCUAAAGUAAGCCUUUUAAAUAAUCCGUAAAUUUCAGAACGACAUAAGUCAAGAAAACAUCAAAAACACUGUUUCAAAUAAGAUAAUGGCAUUAUUAUUUAUGUUAGAAGAAGUUUACAGCAAGGAAAUUCUUCUAAAAGCUAUAAUUACCUAUUACAAUGAUAACAAAGGAAAGACCAUUUACAGCGAAAAACUAGGCAUGGCUUUUGAAAACGUACGUUUAAAUUACAUACACCUAGAGUCGAAAGAGGGGACUACCUUUUAAAAAUGUCUUUUAUAUUCUGUAAUCCAUUAUCUUAAAGAUUAAUUUAACAUAGCCAAUUCUUUGAUGGUAUAUACAGCACUUUACAGGCCUUUAGCUACCAGUCAGUAUGCCGCGAUCGUUUGUCAAUCUCUGACGUCAUUUAUUCGUGGUUAACAAACUUGAAUGUAGACACAAAUGUCUAUAUCAACGAGAACUUUACUGUCUCACAAAGUUCAAAUAGCUACAGCGAUCAAAAAAACAUACCAUUGAUGUAUCUGAAAAAUGGUGGUAAAGACGUAUUUUACCUUAAGAAAUGUAAGUUAUCAUCACUGAAAGUUAGUAUAUUUUACCAUAGUCCUAUCCUUGAUCUACCAUAGCUCUAUCUUUAAUCUACGACAAAAGUUACCAUUGUUUUACUAUAGCCCCCGUCCCAUCCUACUCUUAACAUAGACAUAUUUGAAAAAAAAAUUUGGUUUUUUUAGACAACAAUAUGUGUACACCUACAACAACUCUAUUUUCAACUAAAAAUACAGAAAUUUUCAAUCCAUUUGACAACCUAUACAAUCUAACAUAUCACCCUUCAGUUAUUGAUUACUACAUAACAACUGGCUUUGGAAAAUGGUCAAACAAAAUGGCCACGGCAUUCUUAAAAUCUCUCAUGUAUCAACAUGAUCAAGAACUUUACUGUGGUCAUUUUAAAAACAAGAAAAACUACAGUAACUUUAAAGAAAAUGAUGUAUACAAAAGUUACAGUAACACUAGCAAACUAUUAGAAGAAGUAGCUACAGGAAUUAUAAACUCAAGACCAGCAGAAACGUCAGUAAUGCUGACGAAGACAUUACAAACGAUGUAUUACUCUCGGUCAAGUAGCAGUAAUAAGUUUAAAGUGAGUAAUGAGUAAUUAACAACAUGGUUAUUUAGAAUGUUUUUAGAAACUACAUCUACGGUCAAGUUCAAAUGUUAAGUGAGAAGGACAAAGAUUGGUCAGUGAGUCAUAAGUAAGUUUUGGAAUCUUGCACAGUUAAAUUCUUGUAUAACAAAUAGUUCAAUGAUUUAAAAUUGGUUUUUUAUAAACAAGCUUUGGUGUUUUUGUUACAGAGGAGUUCGUUAUAUAGAGGUCUCACAAUAUAAAGCAAAGAAUAGAGAAGAAUACACGGUAAGGUGUGUAAUAAGAUCAGGUUAUAAAACAUAGGUUAAACAAAGUUAAAUUUAAAGCAAGGUGAUAUCUUUAAAGUAAAAUAUUAUGUUUUAGAUACAUCAAAUCCUUGAUUAACAACGAAGCUAUCAAACAGAAAAUCAACGAAGUUAAAAAGAGGGUUUCAAUUAGUACUAAAAGUCUAAUAUCAGCGUUAAACAUCAAAAAUGAUACCCUAAUAUUUGACAACUUCAUGAAUACGCAAGUUUUUCCGUUUUUUACUAUUAAAUAUUAUUAAAAAUCUUGUUAACUUACAACUAUUUAGAACAAAAGCCAAUUUUCAACUGAAAGCGUAAAAUUAUGAAUUAUAUUUUGAAACAUGUUAUUUUAAAAAAGUAUAAAAAAGAUCAAAGCAUUCUUCCGGCUUGUUUUUAAGCUAUAGGCUUUGGCAAAAAAAACGAAGAUUUUUCUUCAAUCCGUCAAUUUUUAAAAAGCUUUUGUUAGUUGUAAAAGAUUCAAAAUAAUAAUUUUACUUUUAUACAUAUAACCCUUGCUGUAUAUACUUUUCAUUCGUAGUUCAGACGAAAACCUUGAAUUUUUGUACACGAAAAAUCUCUCAUAAUUUUGCGCGUUCUCUAGUUUUUCUCUAAUGCCGACGGCAAUCAGAUAUAAAGAGGGAACAUACAAAAUUAUGAGAGCUUUUUUCGUGGACAAGAGUUCAAGGUUUUCGUCUGAACUACGAAUGAAAAGUAUAUACAUCAAGGGUUAUAUUACGUUCAUUAUUUUUGUGGUUUUUUAAAACCCGGUUUAUUAAAUGUAUUUUCAGGUUAGAUCACGAUAACUUGAACUCACAAGUCUGUGUGUCUGUCAGCAACUUGAACUACCAAAACUACAAUUACUGGAAGAAGUUGCUACAGAUUCUUCAUCAAAAAUCACUAAAAGUUCUAUAUGAAUCUACGAUAAAGAGCAUUGAAAAUGGUCUUCAAUGCUUAUGGAUCUUUUAA
Molecule: messenger RNA, 4362 nt
Organism: Bursaphelenchus okinawaensis
Lineage: Eukaryota; Metazoa; Nematoda; Chromadorea; Rhabditida; Aphelenchoididae
Source: the annotation of a GenBank genome assembly